Ustilaginoidea virens is the source of this 408-nucleotide messenger RNA. RefSeq lists its product as uncharacterized. NCBI's taxonomy places the organism in Eukaryota, Fungi, Ascomycota, Sordariomycetes, Hypocreales, Clavicipitaceae. The transcript has 2 exons. Bases 1 to 408 code for a protein of 135 amino acids. The record is from RefSeq and is a predicted model, not a curated record.
AUGAACAACUACGAAGCCCUGCGGAGCUGCAGAUUUCUCCGCACGGAGUUGCCCGCAAGCAAAGCGGACAAAGCCAAACUUCAGCACAGAGACCUUCUCAAAGGCAAAGGCCGCGUUGACCUUUUCGAUGAUUCCGGGUCGCACGCAGCUGGAUUGGAAGCUGUUCUGGUUAAGCUUGCAGCUUUGAACCAGGGUGAAAGCGCAGACUGCUUGCCAACCAGACAAGAUACAACCAUCCUCUUGUCGAUUUCCCGUUUGGUCCUAUUGUUUGGCCGGUUGGCGGUGACCUUCCUCAUACUCUGCGGCCUCUCUCUGCCUUGGCUCUUAGCGCUUCAUCCCCCACCAUUGCGUGAUCGCUUGGGUGGAACAUGUGAAGAAACAACGCCCCGGCUCCGGGGCUGUGGAUAA